Molecule: messenger RNA, 667 nt
Organism: Saccostrea echinata
Lineage: Eukaryota; Metazoa; Mollusca; Bivalvia; Ostreida; Ostreidae
Product: mediator of RNA polymerase II transcription subunit 22-like
Exons: 4
Coding region: 73-495 (140 amino acids)
Biological process (GO): regulation of transcription by RNA polymerase II
Cellular component (GO): mediator complex
Molecular function (GO): transcription coregulator activity
Source: RefSeq, a predicted model, not a curated record
GCCCAACAAGGCUUACAAGCUGAAAAUAUCAGCAUAAUGUAAGCCCUUGAUUCUGGAAGAUAACAUACCACAAUGUCUCAGGCAAGAAGCCUGCCCCAGAGUAAAGAGGCCCUCCUAAAGUCUUACAACAAAAAGCUUAAGGAUAACAUCCAAUCGAUGCUUGUCAAUUUUGAGGAGAUUAUCAAACUAGCCAGAAUGGAUGAAGAUUCUCAGAUAUCUAAAUACACACAAACAGAGGAAGAUCAAUAUGAAAUGCAAGUCCGAGCAGCCAAUAUAGUGAGAGCAGGAGAAUCUCUGAUGAAGUCUGUGUCUGAUCUUAAACAGUUUAUGAUUCUGAAUGACUUUCCUUCUGUGAAUGAGUCGAUCAUCAGGAACGCCAAGAACUGCAAAUCUCUACAGCAGGACCUUGAUAACAAACUCACCUCACUCAGGGACGAAAUGGCCAUCGACUUGUUCGAGCUGGAAGAUGAAUAUUACUCAUCUGCCUUCAAAUGAACCUGUAUAACUUAUGAAAUAUGUAUACAAUGUAUUUUUUUGAAAGGACCAUCUGUAGUGACCCUUAAUAUGUUUGUGUAUCAUGUGGGACUAUUUGUGAGUAGAACAAAGAUUCCAAUUGCUAAUAAGAUUGAUGAAAGAUGGAAAAAGUUAGAAUAAACCUGUUCACAAA